UUAAAAGUUUGAUAAAGAUGCAGCUAAAGUGGGUAUAGGUGUUGUUGGUUGUUAAAAACCCACCCUCCUCCUUCCCUUCUCUUUUCAUACUUCAAAAUUGAUCCUCUUCUUUUUUCAACCUCCUAACUUCUUAUAUAUGUCUAAUGCCUUAAACAUCUGAAAAAUUAGGUUGAUUGGAGAAGAAGAAAGAAGAAGAUCAAAGAACAAGGAAAUGAGUACAGCAAGAUUUAUCAAAUGUGUGACAGUUGGGGAUGGGGCUGUGGGAAAGACAUGCAUGCUCAUUUCUUACACAAGCAAUACAUUUCCGACGGAUUAUGUUCCUACAGUGUUUGACAACUUCAGUGCAAAUGUUGUGGUGGAUGGUAGUACUGUGAACCUUGGUCUUUGGGAUACCGCAGGGCAGGAGGAUUACAAUAGGCUAAGGCCAUUGAGCUACAGAGGAGCAGAUGUAUUUCUGUUGGCCUUCUCUCUGAUCAGCAAGGCCAGUUAUGAGAAUAUUUCCAAAAAGUGGAUCCCGGAGCUCAGGCAUUAUGCCCCCAAUGUUCCAAUUGUGCUUGUGGGAACCAAACUUGAUUUGAGAGAUGACAAGCAAUACUUGAUUGAUCACCCUGGAGCAACACCAAUAACCACCUUCCAGGGGGAGGAAUUGAGGAAAUUGAUCGGUGCAGUCACUUACAUAGAAUGCAGUUCCAAGACUCAACAGAAUGUGAAAACAGUGUUCGAUGCUGCUAUAAAGGUGGCUUUGCGACCACCAAAACCAAAGAAAAAGCCACGCAAACAAAGAUCCUGCUUGUUCCUCUAAAUUCAAGAAUCAAGACCGGUGUUAAUAUCAUCAUAUAUUCUUCCCUUAUAAUAUACACAAUUUUUCUUCGUGGAUCGACAUGUCACUGUAUUGUAUUCCAUUAUUUCUUUUUAUUUUUUAUUUUUGUUAAUCUCUUUUCUUCUUCUUCUUCUUCUUCAUAUGUAUGUAGUUGUUAUGUUUUAUAGAGACAAGAGAAACUGCAUCAGGGGCUACAAGAAAGAUGCAUUGAAAAUGCCUUCUGUGCUGAAUGAGUUAUAGAAUUUCUAGUCCUCAAUUAAUUAUUUUUGUCCAAUGCUGUAAUAAAGCAACUUGCCUAAUAUCUGUAAUGAUGUUAUAUAAUUUUGUCGACCUUCAAACAAAUAUUGAAAGCAAUUAGGGA
Molecule: messenger RNA, 1181 nt
Organism: Ziziphus jujuba (common jujube)
Lineage: Eukaryota; Viridiplantae; Streptophyta; Magnoliopsida; Rosales; Rhamnaceae
Product: rac-like GTP-binding protein RAC13
Exons: 7
Coding region: 212-802 (196 amino acids)
Biological process (GO): establishment or maintenance of cell polarity; actin filament organization; small GTPase-mediated signal transduction
Cellular component (GO): cytoskeleton; cytoplasmic vesicle; nucleus
Molecular function (GO): GTP binding; protein kinase binding; GTPase activity
Source: RefSeq, a predicted model, not a curated record